Molecule: messenger RNA, 6459 nt
Organism: Besnoitia besnoiti
Lineage: Eukaryota; Apicomplexa; Conoidasida; Eucoccidiorida; Sarcocystidae
Product: AP2 domain transcription factor AP2IV-4
Exons: 2
Coding region: 1-6459 (2152 amino acids)
Source: RefSeq, a predicted model, not a curated record
AUGGCUACUCCUCCAACUACCACCGAGGCCAGACCCGCCAAGCGGCGGUGCGUCCCUCUGCCUCAGGAUCAUCCCAUUCUUUUAGGAGGGGAAGGCGCGGGAAAGGUUUUCCAACAUGAAUCCUUCGCUUCAUUUUCUCGUGAACUGUGUAUUCAGCAGGAGCUGGCGUCCGUUGGCUCUGGAGCUGUGGGGGGUGACCUCUCUGCGGCGGCGCUGCUGAAAAUCGUCCAGUCCCAGAACGCCGGAGGAGUUUCGAACGCCGUCCUGCGGAGUCUUUUUCCGUCACUGCAUCAGAAUUCAUCGGGAGACUGGCGUGCAAACGUCUCUGCUUCGACUCCUGCUCUCUCGUCCUCCACCGCACCUGUGUCUUCGUCUGUCCCGGGUGUCGCCGGGCAAGGGGCAGCGUAUGGCCAGCCCUCCACCGUGGGAGAUUUGAUUCCUGGUGGAGACCGAGAGCAUUUUGUGUCUGCCAGUCAGCGGACGACAUUGGAGGGUUCCCCUCUCCUUCCGCCGUGGGGCGCGGCAGCCCGGGCGGCCGCAGAAUCAGCAGAAGCGCCUGCGGGUUCAACCCUGCCUGCAGGAUCAUCCGCUCCCCCCUCGACAUCUUCCCUCUGUUCCACGUCCGAAGUCCUGGCUCUCGCCCAGACAGCGCUCCGAGCCAUGAGCGGAGGAUUUAGGGCCGCAUCUCCUCAAGCCGAGGAAAGCCCUGCGCCAGCUGCUGGCGCGUCCCCCCAGGGAUUGAGCCGCCAGUCUUUCCUGCAAGCUCUCCUCCUGUCUUCGGCUCCAGUCGGAUCUGCGGCGCCGUCUCUGUCAUCUGUGUGCACUGCUUCAGCUCCUGCCUCUGUCUCGAGGAAUGCGGGCGCAGCUCAUCUGGAGCGGAUGCUGCAGCAGGCGGCAGCGGCAGACAAGAGUUCUGUCGUGGGAGCCCCCUUCGGCGGUUUCUCACAGCCCUCGACGCCCCGGAGAGACGUGCUGAGGAAUUCUAGUCUUUUCUCAGACGCCACGGGGCUGUCUGCUGAGGACGCCAACCGCGGGCUCAGCACGCAGGGCACCAGCACCUCUUCGAUGACUGACCACGGCAGUGCUGGAGACACCACCGCGGCUGGAAAAGACGAAGAGUUGCAUGCGAAACUUGGCUCUGGCACGCGUCAAGAGCAGAGCUCGAUGGACUCCGUUGGCCUCCUUGGUCUUCUGGCUGCACUUCAGUCGUCCCAGUCUUCCCGCAACCGCGAGUCGCCCUCUUUGUCGCACCCGCUGCUCUCUUCUACUCUGAUGGGCUCCAUGCCGCCAGCUGCGUUCGCUACAUCGUCUCCAUCUUCCCAGUGCCUUUCUUCUCCGCCGUCUUCCAGCUGCUCAUUGAUGAAGGCUGAUCCUUUGUUCUCCGAUGUCUUGAAGUCCGCCCCCGAGGCGACAGCUGCCCAGGCGGCGGCAGGCCUUUCGGCUAGCACUUUGGCUGCCUUCAUCCAGAGAAACAAUGCAGUCUCUGGACUCGCAGGGACCGAUUUUCUUUCUCAGUUGCAGGGCAGAGGCUUUCGUCAGGCGUUCUCGUCGCCGGAGGCCUCUGUAUUGCCCUCGUCUCUUUUGGCCGUCGGUGCUGAGCCCUUGAGAUCGGAUGGAGGCAGUGGCGCAGCUGCCAAGCAUCCGAGCGCCCCUUUUCUGCAGUCCGCCCUGCGACUUCCGUCGCCUCAUCAGGCUCUGCUGGAAACUUUGCUCGCCUCAUCCUACGCGUCCUCCGCUUCCACGUCUCUCCCAAGAAGCGACUGCGGCGAGCACCUCAUCUCACUUGCUCCCUCUGCCGUGGGUUGCCUUCCCUCUGCCUCUCACUCAGGCGCGAAUCUGGGUCAGACGCGCAAGACAGGCACCCGCGUGAAUCGGCAGGGCGCUGGGUUGCAGAAUGGCAGCGGUCGCGUGAGACGAGGUAGGAACACCCAGGGGGCUGGCUUGCCUCAGCAUCAGACGUCUACCGACAGCGUAGUCUCUUCGUCCGCUUCCUCGACGCAUGCGGGAGAGCUGUCCUCGUCAUCGCAUCCCCUCGAUCUUCUGCGUCUGGGUUCUCUGAUAAGCGGCGCAGUCAAGCGGGACAUGUCCGUUCAGUCUGAUGAAACGGUGACAGUCGUCGGCGAGGCCUCGCAGCGCAGUAGCUCGCUUUCCCGGGGGCUUACUCAAGAGAGUCUGCUGCAGCUGUCUGACGGCAGCAACUCGAGCCGCGAAAGCGGGACCCCGGCGCUAGGCCCGUCCAAGGCGGCGACGGCGUCGUCCUUCGCCUCGGAGUCCAUGGCCGCGUUGGACGAGGAUGCAGUCGUUGCGGGGGCUCUGCCGGCUCCGCGUGCGCACACGUCGAGUUUCACACCUUCAAAGCCCCGGGAGAGUCGUCGGGGCGGAGCCCACGGGUCCAAUGCACCGCCUCCCGUUCCUUUGAGAGCCGAGGUUUCUUUGGGAGGAAACCGGCCGCACUACCACGUGGCGAAGCAGGAGUGGCGGGUGCGGUACUACAUGAACGGCAAGCGCAAGAUGCGGACUUACAGUGCCAAGUUUUACGGCUACGACACCGCCCACAAUAUGGCGGAAGAUUUUGCCCACUACGUCGACAAGCACGAGGCUCUACCAGAUUCCAUGAUGAUGGCAGCCAUGAUGCUUCAGGCGCAGGCCAACGCGGCAGCUGCGUCGGGACAGACAGUCCCUCUCUCGCGCGCCGUGAAGGCAUCUGCCGGGAUGACCGCCGCGGCGGCUGUGCAGAUUUCGGCGGCGGCCAAAAAUGAGAGCGAUUCAGGAGUCGAGGGCUCCGCGUCUGUCUGCGAUGCGUUUGACGUCCGGCCCGAGUCGUCUGAAGGCGGAGAGCAUGGCGCGGUUGAGCAGCACUGCCUCGCGUCGUCCGCGUGCCUGAGCUCGCUCCCCGAUCUCUCCAGUGCCGAGGCCACGGGGUUGGCUCCCGAAAGGGUGGAAGGAGAGGAAGUCGUAGCGGAGGCCUCUUGGUUUCAAGGGGCUCGCAAGACGCCAUCCCCUUCGGAUGAGAUCCUCUGCCCGUCUGCGCCCUCGGCUGACGAAGGUGGCGAGCCGGAGGGCUCGGGAGACGCCAUUUGGGCUCUUCAAGACGCUGCUCCUGAUCAAGGUGAGAAUGGCCUGUCAGGUUGUAGGGUGCGCCGCGCCGACACUGGAUCAGAGGGGGAGAUGCGGAAAGCGAAAGACGACAGUGUAGAAGGAAAGGGGGAUCUAGGAAGCGGAUGCGCAACCGAGAGACGCUUAAGUAGAGGAAAGCCCGGAGCCGAAUCAAGCUUGAGAGAAGGCCAAGAGGACAUGGGGGUGACUGCGCCUUCGUCUUUUCAAUCUCUUUCCUCGUCUCGAUCCGCCUCGUUGGACCCUCUCGCUCUCCCCCGCCCCGGAGACGUGGACACUCAGGGCUUGCCCUCUGCUUUCACCGGCUCGUCCGCUUGCGGCUCUCUCUCUCUCGCUAGUGAAGGCGCCGCCCUGCCGAGCGACGAAUCGACAUCAGAGCUUCCAUUGCAUUCCAGUCAACAUGGUAUCCAAGGAUCUGCGAGUGAUCCUUCCCUUCUCUCUCAGGAUGCUUGCCCGUCGACGCCCUUCCCGUUAACUAACGCUCACCGUGGUCAGAAUGAGAGUAUCUCUUUGCCUGGAGACGACGAUGCGGAUCCGCUACUUUCUCACCAUGGGUGUCUCACGCCAGAAUUUAAGGACGAGGGCGAACACUCCCGGCGUCGUUCACCACUCUGCGAAAGCUCAAACGGCGAGAGCUCCCCAGCACAGGACAACCCUCUUCCAACGGUCUCUUUCCACGCGCCUGGUGGCUCCCUCCGCCACGAGGCCGCCACGCCACAAAAAACUGACACGCUUCUCGCCGAUGAAGUGGAAGGGAAGACGACAAGCGUCGCGGCGACCGCGGUGGCGGCGACAGCCGUAAGCCACCAGAUCUUCGACACAAUCACCCUGUUCGGAGAGUUCCUACGCGAAUUCGCCAGGGACAAGGUCGUGCAAUUCGAUGAGCACGGAUUCGACGCAACGCCUCACAAACCGACCGCAGUCAGCUUGCGUUUAACAGGGGAGCUGGCGCAGUCAGGGUCGACUGGCCUGGCGUCGCCUCGCCUGAACAGCCAAGGGUGCGCUAAAGGAGAGGCAGGGAGCGACGGCGCCAGUCUGCCUGCAGGAGGGAGUGGGCUUGUAGCUAACGAGGCGCAGUUUGCUCUCGCUCGCGAUCUGUUCCCAGCGGAUGCCCUCGAGUGCGCCGGCGAGACCAAGCCGAGACUGAGCUCGCCAGAGCUUCUCGUUUUGUCCCACUCCCUCGUAAACCUCACGUCGUCGACGUACGUUCUCAUGCACACUCUCAAGUCUUCGCUGACGAAGUCGACCGACCAGGUGCAGCUUCACCAGUCUCUGCUUGAGCGCAGCGGCGAACAGCUGGAGCAGACGGCAAAGGCAGACGGGAGUGAGGACUCUGAGGGUCGCGAAAAGCCUCGAUAUCCAACGCUGAGCGAACAGGUCGCUUCCGCAGAUCUAACUGUCACUCCCGAGACGCGCCCGCCUCUGUCGGGGCUUCCGUCGUUCGAAUCAGAAGAGCUGGCUGCGUCCUCAUCUGAUGCGAAAGAGGAGGAUGACAUGGGGGACAGCGAAGCAGCGAGUCGCGGCAGCAGUGCGCGAGACCCAGGCCUCAUGGAUGUCAACGAGGCGCCGACAAGAGAAAGCGCCUCGUCUGAGGCCGCAAAGUCAGGGGACUCGGAAUCCGCACAGGUGCAGGCGGCAAGAGAGCGCCAAGGUGAAGGGGAUCGAAAGAAGCCCAGCGUAAUCGCCACAGCGCUCAGCCUCUUGGAAACCCACCAGCACCUGGCGUCGACAAUUUCACAGCUCCGAGGGCCCGUGUCCCAGCAACUGCGUUUUAUCCUCCAUAUCGCGGCGCCCCAGCUGCUUCCGUGUGCCUUGCCCCCGCUAGCAUCGCCGCGAGACACCUGCGACGAGGAGGGGGAGGCGCCGCCCACGAGCGCCGACCAGCAGCUGGAAGACGUUGAGGGCAGCUUGGCUGUGGAUGAAAUGCCCAGCAGCUGCGGCGACGGCGAUACGUGCAAGGCGAAGAGGCCGAGAGAGGAUGACGGCGCCGUUUCGCGGGGCGAGACGCAGACACAGGGCGUCGAUCACCGGACCUCCCCGCGAGCGUCUCGAGUGCUUCAGGACGAGGCAGCUUUGGAGCGCCUUCUGCUUGAGCCCUUCGAGGAGACGCAGUCUUGCUCCUGCGCAGACAAGCCCUGCCCCUGCGACCGCCAGCAGGUCGCGGACAUGGUCUACUUGCUCUACGCCAUUCCCGCCCGCCAGCAAGCCUCGCGAGUCUGCCCUGCGUGGGAGGGCGACAGUGCGGCGGCCGAGAAGGACGUCGCGCUAAGGUUGGACACGGGGCGCGAAGAACCCAAGGCGGGCGAGACCCUCGGCACGAUGAGUUUGCCGGGAGAGUCCUGCGAAGAGAGCCGCGGACAGCUGCUGGUGCGCUCGCCCGACGGCGAGACAGCCGGAGAAGCCUCGGCGCCGGUCUCCGCACUGCGUGCCGAAGGGCAGAGCGCCGGGCGCAGGUCGUUUUCCUCCUCUUCGCUUCUGGCAGCGGGCCGGGCGAUCGCCUCCUUCUCGUCGUCGCUCGCGGGCGUGCCUGUGGCUGGCUCGGGGGGCAGCGACGGAAACGGAUGCCUGCACCUGGGGGAUCUCUCGAGCGUUGGGCUCUUGAGCCUUUCGUAUCCGGCGAUGUUGGCUUUUAUUCUUCCUCUUCAGUCUCUCCUGCACACGGUGUCGGGAAUGAUUCUGAGUCUCCACAAGAAGCUCAUUCACCGAUUCAUCUGCGCGCAUCUCCAGCUGCUUCUCUCAGAGGACCGCGCGUUGGACGCCUCGCGGGAGCGGAAGAGGAGACACCAGAUGCAGGAGGAGAAAGCUCGUAAGAAGACGAACGUGUGUAGCCCCGAGGGAGGAAAUUCGGCUGUAGUAGAUGUGGCGCAGGCGCGCACAGAUGAGGCGGAGAGAGUUGAGCACUCCUUCGCUGCUCCCGACGCGACUUCGCUCGCGCAGAAUGCAAGUGGGCAACUACCCCCAUCUGCGCUCGGUGUGAGCCACGUGAAAGCCGUCCCGGAGCUUCUCUCGCUGAACUACUUGACGGAGGAAGCCUCCGCGCGGAAGCAGGGCACUGCGCCUAGCAGAGGCGCAGCCGCUGCCUUGGAGGACGAGGAGGGCCCGCAGAAGUCAGACGAAGAGACGACUUCCCUACUUUUGUCGACGACGCAGGCCCCCCAUCCCGGCGCGUCUGCGUCUUUCCUGGAUGGCGGCGACGGCGCUUUAUCUCCGCGCCCGUCCCUCGCCUCUGAGCCCUCGGCCCUAGGCCUUCAGGAGCUGGAGCAGGAGAAAGCCAAGGCGUUUUCUGGUCUCUUUCCCCCUUUCACCUCUUCCGUGUCACCCCUCGCGCCAGGUCGCGAGGCGUGA